This is a messenger RNA of Centropristis striata (black sea bass), 867 nucleotides long. RefSeq names its product matrix Gla protein (gene mgp). The coding region runs from base 100 to 453 and encodes 117 amino acids. The transcript has 5 exons. Gene Ontology annotation, molecular function: calcium ion binding. NCBI's taxonomy places the organism in Eukaryota, Metazoa, Chordata, Actinopteri, Perciformes, Serranidae. The record is from RefSeq and is a predicted model, not a curated record. Gene Ontology annotation, cellular component: extracellular region.
GAAUUAGGGAAUAUUCCUCGGGAGAAAAUACACACAGAGAGAUAUUUCCAAGACUUCUAACUUCAUUAUUAUCUAUCCCGCAGAUAAACAAGCCCCAGGAUGAGGAGCCUUCUUCAGUUUCUGGCACUCUGCGCUGCAGUCUCUUUCUGCGUCUGCUAUGAGUCUCAUGAAAGCACAGAAUCCGUUGAAGAUCUGUUUGUGCCUCCAAACCAAGCCAACUCAUUCAUCACACCGCAGAGGGGUAACGUAUACAACCCACCCAGAGGGAGCGGCCACAACUCUUACAACUUCAUGAGGCCGACCAAGUCUCCAGCCGAGAGGCGUGCAGAGACCUGCGAGGACUACUCUCCCUGCCGCUUCUACGCCUUCCGCCACGGCUUUCAGCAGGCCUACCAGAGAUACUUUGGCUCCCGGAAUACACCCCAGAGACCAGCCGGGGCUCGUCGAUACUAAACACAAAGUAUCUGUCUGUCAAAUGCAGAAUUAUCAUUAUCGUCUGGGAAUGAAUGAGCAUUCAUUCUUUCUACAUAUCAUGACUUUUAUAUAAUUUAUGUAGUUGUUUUUGUGGCCUCUUCUGGAUGAGAAAUCUGACAAAAAAACCCACAUUUUUAUAAACACAGAGGCAUCCAGUGUGACUCACAACCCAUCAUUACUCACAUGUAGAAAUUCAUAGCCCAUCUUUUGUGUAAUCUCAGGAUAACUUUUAUCCACUAUUACCAACUUCGCAGCAUUUAUAAGCUUUACAUGAUACGCGCGAAUGAAGAGUUUUGCUCACUAUCCACUAACAUAAUCCACCUAUUUAUCCAGGCCGGCAGUGCUGUCAGUGAUUAUUUCCAUUGCUUUUGAAAAAAUAAAAAUAAAAUUCCA